AUGCAAUGUCCGAGGACCAAUAGGUGCUUGCACUGGAGUAAUGUGUGCGAUGGCGUUGGUGAUUGUAAAAAUGCAGAGGAUGAGGAUAAGAAUAUUUGCGGAGUUACCUUUUGUGCUAGUGGCUCGUUUCAAUGCCAGAGUGGGAGCUGCAUAGGCAAAGACCGCUUGUGCGAUCACAAUGCCGACUGUUUCGAUGGCAGUGACGAAAUGCCCGCAAUAUGCCGACAAAAGACUGGCUCGAAGGCAGUUGAAUGGUUCACCAAGAGCUGUGCCUUGGUCCCCAAGCAGGGCAUGCGUGUGACCGAUUACUUUUCCCAGCUCAGCUACAAGCAGGAUGCCCAGGUGCCAGACCAAAGUAUCGUGGAGAUCACUUGCGAUGAUGGAUAUAGGCUCUUCGGCUCCAAUAUCAACAGCUGCGACAACGGUGCUUGGGAAAAUAACUUGAUAUCAUGUGUUCGUUACUGCGAACCAAGCCCAUAUUCACGCAGCAUCGCGUAUUCCACAAAAUGCAGCGAUGUUGGCGACUGCAAUGAAGGCUCACUCAUGGACACAGAAAUGCUGGUAUCCUGUGCGCCAGGCUACGAGUCUGACUCGGCUGACAAUCUAGUUGGCCACCACGUCUGCGAUGAGAAUGGCGAGUGGACUGUCGUCGAGGCGAAUCCCAUUUGUACGCCCAUCUGUGGAGUAAAGUCUCCACACCAUCCCGGUAUCACGCCCUGGACUGUGAGCCUGUUUCAGCGCACCUUGCCCGGGGAUGUGAUCUACACGUUUAAAUGCAUGGGCACCAUUCUGUCACCAUUCAUUGUAAUCACAGCCGACGCCUGUUUUUCAGAAGCGGCUGAGGCGUAUUCUCCUCUUUUCUUCAAAGUUGUUGAGGGCGAUCACAAAAUCGAAUUUCGUGAGGACGAGGAUCAUGGCUAUACUCUGCAUAAUCUCAUGGAAAUACAUAUUGUCACAUAG
Messenger RNA from Drosophila navojoa, 960 nucleotides. Its product is annotated as modular serine protease. Gene Ontology annotation, cellular component: plasma membrane. Gene Ontology annotation, biological process: proteolysis. Gene Ontology annotation, molecular function: protein binding; serine-type endopeptidase activity. NCBI's taxonomy places the organism in Eukaryota, Metazoa, Arthropoda, Insecta, Diptera, Drosophilidae. The record is from RefSeq and is a predicted model, not a curated record.